Molecule: messenger RNA, 1489 nt
Organism: Dipodomys ordii (Ord's kangaroo rat)
Lineage: Eukaryota; Metazoa; Chordata; Mammalia; Rodentia; Heteromyidae
Product: acyl-coenzyme A thioesterase 1-like
Exons: 3
Coding region: 147-1430 (427 amino acids)
Biological process (GO): fatty acid metabolic process; acyl-CoA metabolic process
Molecular function (GO): fatty acyl-CoA hydrolase activity
Source: RefSeq, a predicted model, not a curated record
UCAGGCCAGGUGGUCAGGACGGGUCAGGGCGACCUGAGGUGCGGAGAGAUGGGCGGAACUCGAGCAGCCGGAUUGCUGACUACCACAGGCUGACUUCACCCGUGGAAGGAUUUCCCCUCCCACCCUGCGUUCCGGCUCCAGUCGAGAUGGCGGCGCCCAGGGUGGUGGUGGAGCCCGCGGGCCGCGUGUGCUGGGACGAGCCGGUGCGCAUCGCCGUGCACGGCCUGGCCCCCGAGCAGCCCGUGGCGCUGCGCGCGUCCCUGCGCGACGAGAAGGGCGCGCUCUUCCGGGCCCACGCGCGCUACCGCGCCGACGCCCGCGGCCAGCUGGACCUGCAGCGCGCGCCCGCGCUGGGCGGCAGCUUCGCGGGGCUCGAGCCCAUGGGGCUCGUCUGGGCCCUGCAGCCCGACAGGCCCUUCUGGCGCUUGCUCAAGCGGGACGUGCAGACGCCCUUGCUGCUGGAGCUGGAGGUGCUGGACGGCCGCGAGCCCGCCGGGCCCGGCGAGCCCGAGGGCGGGCGCGUGCUGGCGCGGGCGGUGCACGAGCGGCACUUCAUGGCGGCCGGGGUGCGGCGGGGGCCGGUGCGCGAGGGCCGGGUGCGGGCCACCCUCUUCCUGCCGCCAGGUUCUGGACCCUUCCCUGGGAUCAUAGACCUGUAUGGAGUUGGAGGAGGCCUUCUGGAGUAUCGAGCAAGUCUGCUGGCUGGGAAAGGUUUUGCUGUGAUGGCGCUGGCUUAUUACAACUAUGAUGAUCUCCCCAAGAAUAUGAAGAUUCUCCACCUGGAGUACUUUGAAGAAGCUGUGAGCUACCUGCUCAGGCACCCUCAGGUAAAAGGCCCAGGAAUUGGGCUGCUUGGGCUUUCCAAAGGGGGCGAACUCUGCCUCUCUAUGGCCUCUUUCCUGAAGGGCAUCACCACUGCUGUCAUCAUCAAUGGCUCUGUGGCCAAUUCUGUAGGAACCCUGUGCUACAAAGAUGAGACUUUGCCCCCUGUGGGCAUUAACCUAAAUCGAGUAAAGAUGACCAAAGAUGGCAUCGUGGAUGCUGUGGAUAUCAUAAUGAGUCCUUUGGAAGGACCUGGCCAGAAGAGCUUCAUUCCCGUGGAAAGGUCUGACACCAACUUCCUGUUCCUUGUGGGUCAGGAUGAUCACAACUGGAAGAGCGAGUUCUAUGCAAAUGAGGCCUCUAAGCGCCUGGAGGCCCAUGGGAAGGCAAAGCCCCAGAUCAUUCUUUACCCUGAGGCAGGGCACAACAUUGAUCCCCCUUACUUCCCCUUGUGUAAAUAUUCCCUGAAUCGCCACCUGGGGGGUUUCCUCUGGGGGGGAGAACCCAAGGCUCAUGCAGUGGCCCAAGUGGAUGCUUGGAAGCAAAUUCAGACUUUCUUCCACAGACACUUGGGUGGUACAGAGGGCACAAUUCCAGCAAAACUGUAAUUGUUAUUUGACUAAGUGACACGUCCAAUGUUGAUCUCUCCUGGGAAUAGCUACUGCUA